CUGAAAAGCCGUUCACAUCUUCAAUAACGAACACCAGCUCUUGCUGACCUUCUCGUGCAUCACCGGCCGGAGCGCCUAGCGUCCUCAGCGCCAAAAACAUCGCGCCACCAAGCAGUCACAAAGACAAUCUUUCCACUUCCAAUCCACAGGCAUUCAAACGCUCUCACUACGAUUUACACGAUGGAUGCCACUUCCGCUUUAAAGAUUGUUUUCAAAGUGCGCCGCUGGUUAUCCAAAUCGCGACCAUCCAGGCCCGAUGCCAAUAGCCCCAACCUCACCCAACCCACCGACACGUUUCCCUUCCUCCGUCUCCCCAGCGAGAUCCGCAACAUGAUCUACCGCGAGCUCCUCCUCUGCACAUACCCCCUCAUCAUGUUUUUCCGCAGCGCCUUCUGGUUUGAAAAUUCUACGCGAGCCUACCCCGCCAUCCUGCAAAGUAACCGCCAGAUCCACGACGAAGCCGCUGCCGUGUUGUAUGGUGAAAACACGUGGUUCAGCGUCGCUCCGCUGUUGGUUUUUCCGUCGUGGGGAGACGCUGCUCGCGGCCGGCGGGGUACGUAUGAUCUCCCUGCUAGCACGUCAGAGAUGUACAUAUCCAGGAUCCGGCGCUUUGUCUUGUUCCCGGAUGGCCCACCUAAUUGGAUGCGCGAUGGAGUUGUUGCGAGGGGGGAUGUGAGGACGAUGUUAAGGCGUAUGGGGUUUGAUCACGAGAACUUGACGCAUUUUGUUGUUGGAUGCUUGACGCCAAAGAUGUGCGAUGAAGUUGCGAGUGCGAAUGAAGAUUGGUUGGAAGAGGUAGAUGAUGAAGAUAUGAAGAGGAGGUAUGCGUGGUACAAGUAUGGAGAUCCGAAGCCAUCGCACUGGUUAGUUUUGAAGGAGUAGAGUAAGGCAACCAUUAGAUAUUAGCAGAUUCAACAAGUCAAG
Lindgomyces ingoldianus is the source of this 924-nucleotide messenger RNA. RefSeq lists its product as uncharacterized. The coding region runs from base 181 to 882 and encodes 233 amino acids. NCBI's taxonomy places the organism in Eukaryota, Fungi, Ascomycota, Dothideomycetes, Pleosporales, Lindgomycetaceae. The transcript has 2 exons. The record is from RefSeq and is a predicted model, not a curated record.